This is a messenger RNA of Peromyscus leucopus (white-footed mouse), 7186 nucleotides long. Its product is annotated as GON-4-like protein. The record is from RefSeq and is a predicted model, not a curated record. Lineage: Eukaryota; Metazoa; Chordata; Mammalia; Rodentia; Cricetidae. Gene Ontology annotation, cellular component: nucleus. Gene Ontology annotation, molecular function: transcription coregulator activity. Gene Ontology annotation, biological process: regulation of DNA-templated transcription.
GGCGGGCUUGGGCAAGUGUUGAGCGCUGAGGAGAGCGCAGCGAGGUGGCCCUCUGACAUGUUUUUCCGGACGGCCCCCGCCCCUGAGCGGGGCACGGCCCACGGAUGGGCGCUCAUUCAUUCUGUCGGUCAUUCAUUCUGUCGGUCUACCUCUUGGUCUCCAAGGGGCGGACUCCUCAAGCUACUGGUGUUGAGGCUCUCGGAGCGAUCUCGGCACAGUUCUGACUGAACAGCGCCUGGCUGCUCCCCGUCCCUGAACCUCAUGAAGGCACCUGUGAAAUACAGGAGUCGCCUAGGAUGGAACAGAAGUGGGACUUGUAAAAUGUUGCCCUGUAAAAAGAGAAGAGCUACAGUGACAGAGUCUGUGCAGCAGGGGGAUGACCAGGAAGGAGAUGAUUUAGACCUAGAGUCAGCUGUGAAGCCAGAGUCCGACCAGCUGAAAGACUUGGGGUCAGAGUCACCGUCCUGGGGUCCAGGUCAUGAGAGUGCCGUGUGCCCGGAGCUGCACUCCAUGCAUGAUGUAGAAAACCAGCUCAGCAUGGAGGAUCCGUCUCUAAGCUCUAAGAUGCUCACCCAGCAUGGCAACUUACCGGUUUUGGAAGCUGUUGGUGUAGCCAUCCCUCAGGAAAUCACACUUCCUUCCUUGGAGUCUUCUCAUUCCCUUACUGUACACAUGGAUCAAGGGAGACUCCCAGCCACGGGCUCAAAGAAAGUGAAGAAAACUGCCUUCCAGCCUGGGCUGAUGACCAGAGAAGACCAAGGGGAUCAUCCUGUCAUAGUGGAACCUCCUUCAGGAGAGCCUGGUGAAGAAGUCAAGGCAGAAGGAGGGAAACUUCAGAUGCAUUCUGGAGGGGAAUUACCUUUGUUGUCAUCUGGCAGCCAAUUUGCAAAACCAGGAGCCCAGCCUAGGAAACCAUUCCAGACAGAUAGUUCUGCCCUUCCACAAGAAAAGCCACUCAGAACUCUGGUUCACCAAACUGAGGAAGAGAUGGAGGAUGGUGAACUCUUUAUUCCAAUGGAAGAACAAGAGAAUGAAGAAAGUGAUAAAAGGAAAAAAGCCAAAAAGGGUACCAAGAGGAAACGAGAUGGAAAGGGCCAUGAACAAGGGACAGUGUCACAUGACCUGAAACUGGAUGACGUUCUCGAUCGUACCUUAGAGGAUGGUGCUAAGCAGCACAAUCUGACAGCAGUCAAUGUACGGAAUAUCCUGCACGAAGUCAUCACAAAUGAACACGUUGUAGCCAUGAUGAAAGCUGCCAUCAGUGAGACAGAAGACAUGCCAUUGUUUGAGCCUAAGAUGACUCGCUCUAAGCUGAAGGAAGUGGUGGAGAAAGGAGUGGUCAUUCCAACUUGGAAUAUCUCACCAAUUAAGAAGGCCAAUGAAAUUAAGCAGCCUCCACAGUUUGUGGAUAUUCACCUUGAAGAAGAUGAUUCCUCAGACGAGGAGUACCAGCCAGAUGAAGAGGAGGAGGAUGAGACGGCUGAAGAGAGCUUAUUGGAAAGUGAUGUUGAAAGCACUGCCUCGUCUCCACGUGGAGUGAAGAGAUCCAGACUGCGAGCGUCUUCUGAAGUGGCUGAGACAGACGAGGAGAGUGGCAUGUUGUCAGAGGUUGAGAAAGUCACCACACCUGCUGUGAGGCACAUCAGUGCUGAAGUAGUGCAUGGGCCCCCACCGCCUCCCAAACCGAAGCAGACCCGGGAUAGUGCUUUCAUGGAGAAGUUAAAUGCAGUAGAUGAGGAGCUGGCUUCUAGUCCUGUCUGCAUGGACUCUUUCCAGCCCAUGGAGGACAGUCUCAUUGCAUUCCGAACUCGGUCUAAGAUGCCCCUGAAAGAUGUUCCUCUGGGCCAACUAGAAGCUGAACUUCAGGCUCCAGAUAUCACCCCGGAUAUGUAUGACCCGAAUACAGCUGAUGAUGAGGACUGGAAGGUGUGGCUGGGGGGCCUCUUAAAUGAUGACGUGGAGAACGAGGAUGAAGCGGAUGAUGAUGAUGAUCCAGAAUAUAACUUCCUGGAAGAUCUUGAUGAACCAGACACAGAGGAUUUCCGUACUGACCGUGCAGUGAGAAUCACUAAAAAAGAAGUAAACGGGCUGAUGGAGGAGCUGUUUGAAACUUUCCAAGAUGAAAUGGGAUUCUCUAAUAUGGAAGAAGAUGGCCCUGAGGAAGAGGAGCGUGUUCCAGAGUCUCGGCCAGACUUCAACACCCCUCAAACCCUACGGUUUGAGGAACCAUUGGCCAACUUGCUAAAUGAACGACACCGGACGGUGAAAGAGCUGCUUGAACAACUGAAAAUGAAAAAAUCUUCCUCCAAACCACAGCCUGAAGUAGAGAGGCUUAAACCUCAGAAGGAGACGGUCCAUCAGGCUCUGAUUCUAGACGCAGCACAGAGGAGCAGGCUUCAGCAGCAGAUGCAGCAGCAUGUUCAGCUCUUGACACAAAUCCACCUUCUCACCACCUCCAACCCCAACCUCAGCUCCGAGGCCAGCACCACCAGAGUAUUUCUGAAAGAGCUGGGAACCUUUGCAGAGAACUCCAUCGCCCUUCACCAACAGUUCAACCCCAAGUUUCAGACCUUGUUCCAACCCUGUAACUGGAUGGGAGCUAUGCAGCUCAUUGAAGACUUCACACAUGUCAGCGUUGACUGCAGUCCUCAUAAAACGGUCAAGAAGACUGCCAGUGAAUUUCCCUGUUUGCCAAAGCAAGUUGCUUGGAUCCUGGCCACAAACAAGGUUUUCAUGUAUCCAGAGCUUCUCCCCAUAUGUUCACUGAAGGCAAAUAAUCCUCGGGAUAAGAUCAUCUUUACCAAGGCUGAGGACAAUCUGUUAGCUUUAGGACUGAAGCACUUCGAAGGCACUGAGUUCCCUAAACCUCUAAUCAGCAAGUACCUUGUAACUUGUAAGACCGCUCACCAGCUGACGGUGAGGAUCAAGAACCUCAACCAGAACAGAGCUCCUAACAACGUGAUUAAAUUUUAUAAGAAGACCAAACAGCUGCCAGUUCUGAUGAGGUGCUGUGAAGAGACCCAGCCACAGCAGUGGAGGCCUCCCGUAGAGAAGGAGGAACACCGGCUCCCAUUCUGGUUAAAGGCCAGUGUACAGUCCAUUCAGGAUGAACUUCGGAAAACAGCUGAAGGCGUUGAGGAAGGAGCAACUAUGACCAGAGCCACAGAAGCCGGCACAGAUCAGCACUUAGAGAAAGCCUGCCCUGAAUUGGGGAGUGAAACUCGAUACCCACUGCUGAUGCCCAAGGGUGUAGUCCUCAAGUUGAAGCCAGGAUCCAAGCGUUUCUCCAGAAAGGCUUGGCGACAGAAGCGGCCAUUGGUCCAGAAGCCCCUUCUUAUCCAGCCCAGCCCCUGUGUUCAGCCUGGGUUCAACACAGGGAAAAUAGCAACCUGGUCAACUCAAUCAGAAGUCCCUCCGGGCAAUAGGGUGGUUCAGAUUCCUCAUCUGAUCCAGCCAGCCACUGUCUUACAAUCACUUCCUGGUUUCUCUUCAGUGGCGGUCAGCGGAGAACAUAGUUUUGAGUCUUCUGCAGCACUGCCUACUAUGGCCUCUGGUCCUGAAGCCAGGACCAGCUUCCCCCUGUCUGAGUCUCAGUCACCACUGCCUUCUUCCUCUGCACCCAAGAUAAUGCUACCCUCACUCGCCCCUUCGAAAUUUCGAAAGCCAUAUGUGAGGCGGAAGCCUACAAGAAGAAAAGGAACCAAGGUUUCUCCCUGUGUGAAAGCUGCCCCCAUCAUCCACCCCACACCUGUCAUCUUCACGGUUCCUGCCGCCACAGUGAAGGUGGUAAGCCUACCCAGUGGAUGUAAUGUGAUCCAGCCUGUUAAUGCCGCCGUGGCCCCGAAUCCCCAGACCAUUCCCAUCACCACUCUCCUUGUUAAUCCUACUUCCUUCCCCUGUCCGUUAAAUCAGCCCCUCGUGGCCUCCUCCAUCUCCCCCUUAAUUGUUUCGAGCAAUCCUCUGACACUUCCUGUAUCAUCUGUUCCUGAAGAUAAGGUCCAAGUGAACUUGGAUAUUGCUGAAGGGAAAAAUGCUCCUCAAAACCCUGACUCCACGUCAAAUUCCCAGGAACUAAAUCCUCUCUGUGCUACUGUCUUCUCCAAAGAGGAUCCUAGGCCAUGGUGUUCUUCAUCAGGUAUGGAAAGCCAAGAAACAUCCUCAGAAUCCAGUGCCUGUGGCUGGGCUAUUGUGAAAACAGAAAACCAGGAAGCAUCCUCAGAAUCGAGUGCCUGUGGCUGGACAGGUGUGAAAAAUGAAGAGGAUGGGCAAGCUUUAGAGCCAUUGCCUUUGAGUCUCCAGUUAUCUCUGAACUCCACAUCGAAGGAUUUAGAAGAAAUGGUCAAGAUGGAAGCUGAGGAUCGUGUGGAGGAAAUAUCCAGUACCUUCCCCGAGCAGGACAUUGCUGAGACAGUGAAAGAAGAAUACUCUAUGGAAUUAGACCGUGGCUCCCCUCAGGAGAAGCCGAGUAGUGCUAGAGCGAGGAAAGAAGCAGUCGUGCAGACAGAGGAGACCCGAGCAGCUUCGUCCCUUUCCGUGUCCCAAGAGCCGCCUGAUGAGGGGAGUCCAAGUGGAGAGGCAAGCAGAGGGUUGCCCAGAGGUACUCCGUCCUCUGUGGAGCAGGAGACGGUGCUCAGCAGGCCUCCAGGGAAGGCUGAGGACUCAGCCAUUGCUGACAGUCAGUCUGUAGCCCCGGCAGGACCAGACACUGGAGGAGAGAAAGACGCUGAGGAAGAAGAGGAGGAGGACUUUGAUGACCUCACCCAAGAUGAAGAAGAUGAACUGUCGUCAGCUUCGGAGGAGUCCGUGCUUUCUGUCCCGGAGCUCCAGGAGACUAUGGAGAAACUGACUUGGCUGGCUUCUGAAAGGAGCAUGAGUCAGGAGGGUGAGUCUGAGGAGGAGAACUCCCAAGAGGAGAACUCUGAGCCAGAAGAAGAAGAGGAAGAGGAGGCUGAAGGGAUGGAAGCCUUGCAGAAGGAGGAUGAAGUGAACGAUGAAGCAGCUGGAGAUGCUGCUGAGAAGCCCCCUUCUACCUCGGCCUCACCCAAGACUGCUCCAGAAGUGGACAGCAGCAUAAGCCCGGCAGGAGAGAGCAUCAAAGCUGCUGGAAAAGGCCGAAGCAACCAUCGGGCUCGAAACAGACGCGGAAGUCGGGCUCGGGCUAGCAAGGACACCUCCAAGCUGUUGCUGUUGUAUGACGAGGACAUUCUCGAUCGAGACCCACUCAGGGAGCAGAAGGACCUGGCCUUUGCACAGGCUUACCUCACCAGGGUACGAGAGGCUCUCCAGCAUGUCCCUGGCAAGUAUGAAGAUUUCCUUCAGGUGAUCUAUGAAUUUGAGUCAAGUGCCCAGAGGCAGACUGCUGUGGAUCUUUACAAAAGCUUGCAAACCCUACUCGAAGACUGGCCUCAGCUCUUGAAGGACUUUGCUGCUUUCCUGCUCCCUGAGCAAGCCCUGUCCUGUGGACUAUUUGAGGAGCAGCAGGCUUUUGAGAAGAGUCGCAGGUUCCUUCGGCAGCUGGAGAUAUGCUUUGCAGAGAACCCCUCUCAGCACCAGAAGAUCAUCAAGGUCCUGCAAGGCUGUGCGGACUGUCUUCCUCAGGACACCACGAGGUACUUUCUCAAGACCCAGAUGUGGCAGCUCCUCAAAGGCCAUGACCACCUGCAGGAUGAGUUCUCCAUCUUUUUUGAUCAUCUGCGCCCAGCAGCUAGCCGGAUGGGUGACUUUGAAGAGAUCAAUUGGACUGAAGAAAAAGAGUAUGAGUUUGAUGGCUUUGAAGAAGUGAUCCUCCCUGAUGUGGAAGAGGAAGAGGAACCUGUCAAGGUGUCCACAGCCUCAAAGAGCAAGAGGAGGAAAGAGAUUGGGGUCCAGAAUCAUGAUAAGGAGACUGAAUGGCCUGAAACGGCCAAGGACUGUUCCUGUCCCUGCCAUGAGGGUGGUCCUGAUCCUAGGCUGAAGAAAAGCAGAAGGAGAAAUUGUCACUGCAGCAGCAAGGUCUGUGACAGCAAAUGUUGUAAGAGCAAGGAGCCCCUCGAACUGGUGAGCAGUAGCCCCCUCCAAGAGGCCAGUUCUGUGCCUGGAAGUAAGGAAGCAGGACAAGGCAAGGACAUGCUGGAAGAGGAAGCCCUGGAGGAGCAGGAGAAUACUGCAGCAACCCAGAUUAGGACUGGCAAGGCCACCAGAAAGGGAGACACACCCAUUCCAGGGUCUACAGCAGGGAGUACGUUGCUGAACUCUGCAGAAGUGACUCUCCUGGAGCAGCCCUUGGAGGGCCCGACGUUUUGUUCACAAGAGACUCCUCAGCUUCCUCCUCAGACUGGAGUUGUGCUCUCUGUUAGGAGAGACCAGGCUGGGCCUGACGUUGUCUCCUGCCUUAGUACAUCCACCAUCCUUCCUGAAGAGGGCGAGGACCAAAAGGCUGCUGCUAAUUCAGAGACUACUGGGUCACUCCCAGACGAAUCAGAAACCGAGACACUGCCAGGCACUGUGGAGCUCCCUGCUUCCUCGAGGACCAGAGACGCAGGGAGAAGCUACGGGAAAGCAGGUUCGCAGAGCUGGCUACUUGAGGGCAGAGUGGAGACAGAGACCGAGCACAUGGCGGCCUCUGUCUGUGGAACUUCCUCAGCAGUCACUCCUAAAGCCGCCAGAGGGGCCAUGGCUGAUGACGGUGGAACCCAAGGCAGGGGUCCAGAGGAGGCUCUGCCGAAAGCCUCCGAAGCCACCGUCUGCGCCAACAACAGCAAGGUCAGCUCCACCGGGGAGAAGGUUGUACUGUGGACAAGGGAAGCUGACCGAGUGAUUCUCACCAUGUGCCAGGAGCAGGGCGCACAGCCUCACACCUUCAGCAUUAUCUCUCAGCGGCUGGGAAACAAGACCCCUGUGGAGGUCUCCCACCGCUUCCGAGAACUCAUGCAGCUCUUCCACACAGCCUGUGAGGCCAGCUCGGAGGACGAGGACGAUGCCACCAGCACUAGCAAUGCAGACCAGCUCUCUGACCAUGGGGACCUGCUGUCUGAAGAAGAACUGGACGAAUGAGACCCUGGGAAGGUACGGGUGUCAUCUGCCAGGACCAAACCAACAGCCUUCUGUAGGAGGGUGAACUUUGAACUCCUGUGGAGCUAAGGACAGUCAGUCUGGAGAUAGAUAGCUCUGUGGCCUGUGUCUCUCAGGGACCUCAGUGAGGACCUUA